Messenger RNA from Oncorhynchus gorbuscha (pink salmon), 1689 nucleotides. Its product is annotated as trace amine-associated receptor 13c-like. Gene Ontology annotation, cellular component: membrane. The coding region runs from base 43 to 1005 and encodes 320 amino acids. The transcript has a single exon. Gene Ontology annotation, biological process: G protein-coupled receptor signaling pathway. Lineage: Eukaryota; Metazoa; Chordata; Actinopteri; Salmoniformes; Salmonidae. Gene Ontology annotation, molecular function: trace-amine receptor activity. The record is from RefSeq and is a predicted model, not a curated record.
GCAGGAGCAGGAGGACAUCAGCAAUUAGAUUUUUUAUUACAAAUGGAGGAACACAAAGAUGAUCAAUAUUGUUUUCAAGACAGAAACUCUUCUUGCAGAAAGGCUUUGCUAUCGAUAUCUAUCUACAUAACACUGUACAUCUUCUUCUCAUUGAUUUCAGUAGUUACAGUAUUUUUGAACAUACUGGUGAUCAUCUCCAUCUCUCAUUUCAAGCAGCUCCACACUCCAACCAAUCUACUCAUCCUCUCUCUGGCUGCGUCAGAUCUCCUGGUGGGACUGAUUGUGAUACCAGUAAUGACUGUAGCAAUAAUGGAAUCAUGCUGGGUUUUUGGGGAAUAUUUCUGUGUGUUUCUUCUCUACAUUAAUUGUUUGUGUACUUCUUUAUCUCUGGGCAGUUUGGUCUUGAUAUCUAUUGACCGCUAUGCUGCUGUGUGUGAUCCCUUAUUGUACUACUCUAAAAUAACAAUAACAAGAAUUAUAUGUUGCAUAUCCAUUACCUGGUGUUGUUGUAUCAUAUACGAUGCUGCUAUUAUAAAAGACAUUGUAAAUGUACAGGUACCCAGUAGCUGUUUGAAUGAAUGUUUUACUGGUGAAGGAUAUAUGUGGGGCAAUAUAAUUGACUUCGUAAUUACAAUGGUUGUCCCGUGCUCUAUUAUUAUAACACUUUAUUUGAAAAUCUUUGUGGUGGCCAGAUCACAGGCCAGAAAGGUAUUUUUAAAAGAGUCUGCCAGUGUGCCUGGUGUUAAAACUGUACAGGCAAAUAAGUCUGAGAGAAAAGCAGCAAAAACUCUAUCUAUUGUUGUUUUCACCUAUCUAUGUUGUUGGAUUCCAUUUCUAUUUUCUUUUUUGUUUUUUUCUUUCUUAAGUGACAAUUUAUUAUCAUUCAUCAUCAGCUUUCUGCCACUUGCUAAUUCCUUAAUUAAUCCAAUAAUAUAUGCUUUAUUUUAUCCAUGGUUCAAAGUGACGGCUAAAAAUAUUUUAUCUCUGAAGUUAAGGCGUUCAUAGUACCUAUAUUUUUAUUUCCCAGUUUGAAAAACAUAGUUAUGUUCCACAAUUGUUCUCUGACAAUACAGAGAUGAAUGUGGUGUUGAUACAGAAUGAUUUGUCUAGAUUGGACUGGAAUGACUUGGAAAACGUAUGAGAAGCCAUCAGCUUGUUUUAUAAAAUACAUUGUAGUCAUUUUGGGUUGUACAUUCCAAAAACCAACGUCUGUGGUUGUCCAUAUUAUUUAAUAAUAAAUAGUAUGUAAGUAUUCUAGAAGUACAUUCUGAGAACGAGUCAUUAUGUAUAUUGUUUAACAUCCCCCUCUAGUGGCUCGAUUGUUACACAACACCUUUAACAAGUGUACUGAAUUUUAAAUGUUCAAUACUGCAUGAUAUCAGAUAACGUCCAAGUCUAUCUCAAUGGGGUAUGUAAGUAGUUGAGGGUAAAAUGCACAAAUAUGCAAUUGUGUACCACUACAAUGUUCAGUAAUAAACCAUUUGUAAGGCAUUUACAGUUUGCUCACCAUUUAUUAUUACGCACACGUUUGCUAAAUGUUACUAAUCUGUGUAUUAUGACAUGUAUUAAUGACUACAAAAUGCAUUAUUGAAUCAACUCAACAGUGCAGGACAGUGUAGCAGACACUUCAACCUCAACAUACUGGUUAUGAACACUACCACUACUCUCACUACAACACUGCUGCCAGGC